AUGGUGGAUAACUAUGCAGUUAGAAAUCCAAUCUUCGAUGAGACAAAUUAUGCAUUUUGGAGUAUUAAAAUGAAAGCCUAUCUGAAUGCACUUGGUUAUGAUGUUUUGCAGUCCGUGGUGGACGGGUACACACCUCCGUCAACUCCUUCGACCGAUACGGGAGGAAAGAGGAAAAGUGAGAAUAAUGCUAAAGCAGAACAUGCCCUUCUAUGCAGUCUGGCAAAUUCCGAAUUUACGAAGGUUAUGCAUUGCAAAUCAGCCAAAGAGAUAUGGAACAAAUUAAAAGGUAUCUAUGAAGGGGAUGAAAAAGUAAGAGAAGCCAAGCUUCAAUCACUUAGAAUGAAAUAUGAAAGUCUUAAAAUGAAGGAAGAUGAAGACAUCGCUGCCUACUUCUUGCAUGUGGAUGAAAUUAUGAACGCAUUCACAGCAUUGGGAGAAGAAGUUGAAGACACACUCCUUGUUCGGAAAUUGCUAAGAACUUUGACAAUGAAAUUUGAUCCUAAGGUAUCAGCCAUAGAAGAAAUGAAGGAUUUGAAAACAUUGACAAAAGAUGAAUUGUUUGGAAUUCUCACAGCCUAUGAAAUGAGAACAAAAGACAAACCAUCUCAAAAGGAAGCAGCUUUCAAAAUAUCAAAGAAAGGCAAAAACAAAAACUGUGCACCAAAGGAGAGCUCAAGCAAUGAAUUAGAUGAGGCUGAAGCUUAUUUCAUGAGGAAAUUCAAAAAGGGCAAAGGCAAAUAUAAAGGCAAAUUUCCAUUUAAAUGUUUCAAUUGUGGUAAGGUAGGGCACUAUGCUUCAAAGUGUCCUCAAAAUGAAGGCGAUAGUAGUGAAGAGGAAAAGAAGAACUAUCCAAAGAAAAAAGGAAAGAAAUACUUCAAGAACUACUCAAAACAUAAGAAAAGCUUCUACUCUAAACAAAGCUCUAGUUCAUCAGAAGAAAGCUCUCAAGAUAUGUCCAGCAGUGAUGGAGAAGAAAUUCUUUUCAUGGCAAUGAAAGGCGCAAAUAAGGGUGAAUAA
Messenger RNA from Cryptomeria japonica (Japanese cedar), 1017 nucleotides. RefSeq lists its product as uncharacterized. NCBI's taxonomy places the organism in Eukaryota, Viridiplantae, Streptophyta, Pinopsida, Cupressales, Cupressaceae. The coding region runs from base 1 to 1017 and encodes 338 amino acids. The transcript is spliced from 2 exons. Gene Ontology annotation, molecular function: zinc ion binding; nucleic acid binding. The record is from RefSeq and is a predicted model, not a curated record.